AUGCAUUCAACCACAGACUCAUCACCCACUCCUCCCACCCAACAACCCACCAAAAAGAUCUCCUACGAACUCCGUCCCGCAACACCCGCCGAUGCCACGCAAAUCUCCCAGCUCGGCAGCAAAACCUUCGCCCACACAUUCGGCUACUCGCUGCCCCCCUCGGACCUCGCAUCCUACCUUGAAACCUCCUAUUCCAUUCCCUCCAUAACCCGUGAGCUCACCAACCCAUCUAUGCAAUACAUAGUCGCCGUGUCCCCCUCCGACGCGUCCCAGAUCUACGGCUUCGCGCAACUAACGUCCGGAUCUUCUGAGCCUUGUAUCGAUGUUGAUCCUGAGAAGUACCCCGAGCCGGUCGAGUUGCAGCGGUUGUAUGUGGGUGUGGAGUUUGCAGGGAAGGGUGUAGGGAAGGGGUUAGCGAGGGAGAUUGAGCGGAUGGCGAGGGAGAUGGGGAGGAAGACUUUGUGGUUGGGCGUUUGGGAAGAUAAUUUGGUGGCGCAGGGGAUCUAUAAAGCGCUUGGAUUUGAGAAGGUUGGGAAGCAUGAUUUUGUGAUGGGAGAGUGUGUGCAGACUGAUUGGAUUAUGAUGAAGAAGUUGUGA
This is a messenger RNA of Glarea lozoyensis ATCC 20868, 597 nucleotides long. RefSeq names its product Acyl-CoA N-acyltransferases (Nat). The transcript is spliced from 2 exons. Gene Ontology annotation, molecular function: acyltransferase activity, transferring groups other than amino-acyl groups. Bases 1 to 597 code for a protein of 198 amino acids. Lineage: Eukaryota; Fungi; Ascomycota; Leotiomycetes; Helotiales; Helotiaceae. The record is from RefSeq and is a predicted model, not a curated record.